This is a messenger RNA of Homalodisca vitripennis (glassy-winged sharpshooter), 3053 nucleotides long. RefSeq names its product UDP-glycosyltransferase UGT5-like. The coding region runs from base 81 to 1619 and encodes 512 amino acids. NCBI's taxonomy places the organism in Eukaryota, Metazoa, Arthropoda, Insecta, Hemiptera, Cicadellidae. Gene Ontology annotation, molecular function: UDP-glycosyltransferase activity. The record is from RefSeq and is a predicted model, not a curated record. The transcript has 6 exons.
AAUAAACAAUCGCAACUACAAGCUAUGAGUCCAUCCGUCUGUGCUCGGCUCUCAUCCGACCGGUAGCCUCUUCCUGAGCCAUGCUGGAGGCCCAGCUGGUGACCGUUCUGUUCUGCAUGGGUAUGGUCAACUCCGCCAACAUCCUAAUGAUAACUCUCGGCGGCACCAAGAGUCACAAGGUGCCGUUCCUCGCCCUAGGCCAGGGUCUGGUCUCCAAAGGUCAUCAGGUCACCCUUGUCAGCGCCUUCCCUCAAGACGGUGACUCACCGGUCGAGGAAGUAACCCCUAGGAAGGUAGAAGAAGCGGUCAUUUCGUACAGCAAGUUGGAUAUGCUGGGUCCGAAGCUUCGCGGAGAAAUGCCCUUCAGACUCUCGGAUAUCUUCGACUACGUUUAUUCGGUGUGUGAUGCAUUCUACACGGACCCCGCCACACAACCGCUGCUCUCUAUGAAGGUGGAUCUGUUGAUACUGGACGGAGCCUUCCCCGAGUGUAUGCUGGCACUGGUACAUUACUUUCGCGUGCCUUUUAUAUACCUCAACACCGUGGCCUUCUACAGCUACCAGUUCUCCCUGGCGGGCAACCCUACUAUGUACUCGACCACACCCUUCUUCGACUCUUAUCACACCGAUCGUAUGACAUUCUUGGAGCGCUCCCUCAACGGCGUCCUCCACGUGCUGGCCCGUGGGGUCGUCUUGUUCAUGAACAAGUUUUACAUGGAGCCUAUCGUGCGGAAACAUUUUGGUACUGACAUUCCGUCGAUUGAUUCCAUCGGAAGAAACGUCAGUCUGAUACUUCAGAAUGGGCACCACAGUGUGACCCACCCGCGCCCCUUCCUGCCGAGUGUUGUGGAGAUUGCCUGUAUACACUGCAAAGAGCCAAAACCUCUGCCUAAGGACCUGGAAGAGUUCGUGACAGGAGGAAAUAAGAAAGGGUUCGUGUUCGUUAGUUUUGGAACGUCCGUGCACUCUUCGCAAUUUCCUGAGCGACUUCGGCUGCUGAUGAUAGAAGUGUUCAGUAAACUUCCCUACCAGGUGAUGUGGAAGUUUGUGACAGAUGGCGAUACCAUGCCAGACCUGCCUGACAACGUACGACUGGCUCGGUGGCUGCCUCAGCAGGACUUGUUGGGACAUCCACAAUUGUUGGCAUUCGUGAACCACGGUGGCCUCCACAGUAUAAUAGAAGCGGUAUACCACGGUGUGCCGAUGGUUACUUUGCCCGUCUUCGGCGAUCAUUCCGCUAAUAGUCGCAAGACGGAGGUGGACGGAUGCUCGAUCACCCUGGAGCUGCGAACCGUCACCGCCGAUAUUCUACUGGCCGCCAUCAACAAGAUCAUUGACGAUAAAAGGUACAAGAGGAAUGUCGAGCAGCGAUCCUUGCUGCUGAAGGACCAGCCAGAACCCCCGCUUGAGAGAGCACUCUAUUGGGUGCAGUAUGUACUACGUCACCGCGGAGCGCCUCACCUUCAAAGCGCUGCUAAGGAUCUUUCUUUCAUACAGUAUUUUAUGUUAGACACGGUAGCAGCUCUACUGGUUACUUUAUAUGUUUUAGUUCUAGUUAUUCGAAUAGUGUGGCGAAAGUCUUAUGGGAGGAGAAAACUAGAUAAACUCAAAAGAAAUUAAUUACGUAAUAAACUUUGUAAUACGAGGAUGAAUAAAGUACGAAAUAUUACUAUGUAUGUACUAUGGAAAUACAAAGGAUAUAACAUAAUUGCUUGUAAUUUCUGUGAAAUUCAUUGAGCAAAAUCUAUAGAAACGUUUAAUUAAUUCCUUGCGACGGCGAAUGACGUGUACAGUCGUCUAUACACAAGCAACGUAUUUCAGGGAACACACAGUUUGAUAAGCAUGUAUGCAAACCUAGUUGAGAUGUUACACACUUUAUAUAAAUUUGUAUGUAUUCCAUACCUGUUUAAUUGAAGCUAAUUAAAAUUUUUUAUACAGGAUUACGGGAGCUAAGUAUUGAUUGAUAAUCAUAAUAAAGGGUAAUUCAUUGAAACUAAUCAUCUUAAGACAUGGGCAUUUCUUUCUGGUCGCGUCCAUCAACUUGCGCUUGCUUAAAAAUUGAAAAUAGCAAGUUGGGGUGUUCGCGUUUCGCGGGGUCUAUUUGUUUUUCGGCACCCUAAUUACAAAUUAACUAAGCCAACUACUAAUCCAAUGAAUUAAAAUUGGAUUAUAUAAAGUGGAUUACUGAUGAUAGUAUUACAGCUACUAACUGGCUUUACCAGGUCUCUUCCACUAAAUGUUUUCCAAAAGAUCUCUAACCAAAACGAUAGAAAUACAGAUAUUCUCUGAUAAUAUUGCAACAUCUUGAAUUGCACUUAUAUCAAAUAAUUAUAUAUAAAAACGAACACGUCAGCGUAAAGUUUGGACUCUAGAGUAACUUUAACUUUAUGUGGAAUACGUAACAUUAACAAUAAUUUAAAAUCUUAAAGAACAAAACUGUAAACUAGUAAAUUUGGGUAAACUUUAUCGGAAGAAGAAAUUAAAUUGUUCAAAUAACAAAGCCCAUCAAUUAGUGAGAGCCGAUGGCCGAGCAGUGUAAUACAUCAGAGGUUGGAUCUAAAUUAGUGAUAGCUCGGGUUCAAAUCCUGUCUGUGGCCGUAGAACAUUUUAUUCUGUAUUGAUUCUUCUUCUAAUUCUGUUUAAUAAAAUCCUCCCACAACCCAGGUUUUCAGGACGACAGAUAAGCUUAAAAGUAGGUCGGCCACUCACAAAAAAGGAAAUUCAUUUUCGAAUAAAUUCUUUUGCUAAAAUUAAGUGGGCUUCAGUUAAUCUUUUAUUCAUCCUCGUAUAGGCUAAUCUUUAAAAUUAUAUUCAUCACUCUAAUAGCAAUAAAUUACACACAUUAGUCGUUGGCAGUGAAAUAAUAAUUAACUAAUAACAUGGCCUAUUCCGUAUAUUUACAAUCAUAUCGUUCCUAUGGAAAUGAUCAGUUAAUUAGAUGUGAAGUCAAUGUGUUUUUUAAGUAGUAUUUAGCAAUUAUGUCAAUGCUAGAUAAAUUAAUUAGUUUAUUAUUAGACUUGUUAAGUUGAAAAUAAAAGACAUAGUAUAGAAUCA